Molecule: messenger RNA, 1342 nt
Organism: Odobenus rosmarus divergens (Pacific walrus)
Lineage: Eukaryota; Metazoa; Chordata; Mammalia; Carnivora; Odobenidae
Gene: CISD2
Product: CDGSH iron sulfur domain 2
Exons: 3
Coding region: 108-515 (135 amino acids)
Biological process (GO): autophagy of mitochondrion; regulation of autophagy
Cellular component (GO): intracellular membrane-bounded organelle; mitochondrial outer membrane
Molecular function (GO): 2 iron, 2 sulfur cluster binding
Source: RefSeq, a predicted model, not a curated record
GGACCCAGGCCGCGACGCCCGCUGGCCGCUUCCGCUCUCGGCGCAGGCGCGAGAGCUCGGCCGGAGAACGGCGCGGGCUGGGAGGGGAGUGGACGCUGCUGGCAAGGAUGGUGCUGGAGAGCGUGGCCCGCAUCGUGAAGGUGCAGCUCCCGGCGUAUCUAAAGCGGCUCCCUGUCCCCGAGAGCGUUACUGGGUUUGCCCGGCUCACAGUUUCAGAAUGGCUUCGGUUACUGCCUUUCCUCGGUGUACUUGCACUACUUGGCUACCUUGCAAUUCGUCCAUUCCUUCCGAAGAAAAAACAACAGAAGGAUAGCUUGAUUAAUCUUAAAAUACAAAAGGAAAAUCCCAAAGUGGUGAAUGAAAUAAACAUUGAAGAUCUGUGUCUCACCAAAGCAGCUUACUGUAGGUGUUGGCGUUCUAAGACGUUUCCUGCCUGUGAUGGUUCACAUAAUAAACACAAUGAAUUGACAGGAGAUAAUGUGGGUCCACUAAUACUGAAGAAGAAAGAAGUAUAAUAGUAAUGAAUUAGGAUUGAAUUUAGUUGUGUGCUGUAAAAUCUUAUAACAAUAUUUUUUCAUUCUUUGUGUGUAGAUCUUUCAAAUGGUGGUCUUAAUUAUUGCUACUGGUUGAGUAAUUAUUUCUGCCAAUUUAUUUUCUUGCUACACUACUGUUUAUAUUUGAUACUUUAUAUAUUCAAACAGUCAUUUAUAUAGAAAUUAAAUUGUACAACCCUUUCAUUCUUACUUCAAAGACUUAAUGUAUCUUCCUAAAUAAAACCAACACUCUUGGUUUUAACUGAGAAAAAUCUGUUUUUGACAGUGGGUCCAAAGCUAUUUCUUUGAAUAUCAAUAUUUUCUAUAGAAUCUACAUUUAAAGUUUUUCUCCCUAUGUAUACUAUUAAAUAUAUUAUUUUUCAGUCCCCUUCUGUUUUGAUCAUUUGAAGUGAUUUUUCCUCUUGGCCAUCCACACUCCUUUCUUUUCAGAUCAAUAAGAAAAAUAUUGCUCUCAAGAACUAUUUGAGUUUUUAAAGAGAUAAAUGCUUUGCUUUAUAAAGACUGUGUCUAAUAAGUGUGAAUAUCCCAAUUUCAGAAAAGACAUGAACUGGAUAUAGAAAGUUCCAAAAAGGAACAGUUAUUUACAUUAUAAAAGUUUUACUUUACAAAAGGCUUGUGUUUGUUUAGGUGUGUUUUGUAAAAGUAUCUUGAACUCUUUGACUCAGUGACACGGUGGGAUGGGGUGGCAAGAAUACUUAUAGUAAACUCCUGAGCUGCUGCAGUUUGAAGGUUAAUUAGAAAUAAACAUAAAAUAUAUCUGAAUUCAUAUUAAAAUGAUAAAUCAGUGU